CCCUCCUAUCCCACCCUCGCCCUAAAACUCCUCUCUCUCUCUCUCUCUCUCUCUAUCUCUCUCUCUCUCUCCCCAACUGCACAAACAAUGGCCAAGCUCUGCAAAUCAAUAACAAAUUCACCAUAACUAGGUUAGAGAUAGCUGCUUGUGAGGCUGGGAGAGAAAGUGAGAGACUCACUGGGUGAAAGCUAAAAUGGCGGUUCCAGCUCUCAAUUAGUAUGCGUAAAGUAAUCAAAUUGGAGAAAGAUAUUGAUGGCUGGCUCAGUUAUGUUCCAGAGCCUAUGCUGCAUAACCCCACACUCUCCAAGAUGUUACAAGAAUCAAAACCUAGCUUUCACCCACUUUCAAUUCUUCUCUUCCAAGUCAUUUUUAAGAUUAAAGAAGCAGUCUUUGGUCUCAGCUCUUCAAAUUAAUAAGAGGCAGAGGACUUGGAGGUCUUGGAGGUAUCGCUCUGUUCUUGUUGUGUUCGCUGCACAGACCAAUUUCUUAAAAGUUGUACAAACAGUUUGGAAGGUUGGGAGAGAUGGAAUUGAGGCAGGAACCAAUCUUGUGCCGGAUUCUGUGCCAAGAUCAAUUGCAAGGGUUUCUUUGACAGUAGUUGCAUUGGCUCUUUCACUCUUUGUACUCAAGUCUUUACUGUCUACAGUUUUCUUUGUGCUGGCUACGAUAGGACUUGUAUACUUUACAUUUAUAGCUUUGAAUAAGGAUGAAGGACCAAAGGGGGGUGGAGGCAUCACCUCUACACCAAAGGAGGAGGGGAUGGAGGACAGUCCAGAAGAAGCCAGAAGAAUCAUGGAGAAGUAUAAGUUGUCAAACAAAGGUGAUACUGAAGUUAGAGAGGCUUCAAAUGAGAAAUGA
Molecule: messenger RNA, 858 nt
Organism: Prunus dulcis (almond)
Lineage: Eukaryota; Viridiplantae; Streptophyta; Magnoliopsida; Rosales; Rosaceae
Exons: 5
Coding region: 253-858 (201 amino acids)
Source: RefSeq, a predicted model, not a curated record